AUGUAUUGUUCCAGUUGCGGCCGAGGCUCGUCGCUGUCGCUUGCGCUCCGCCAUGGCCCGUGCCGGGUGCAGGUCAAAGAGUUCUUCAUGGGCGCACCGGUGAAGGAAAGCACGAGCAGGAAGUUCGAACUGCCCUGCAACGAGGGCAAGAGGAUCGAGGACUUCAUAGAGCUGCAGAGGAAAGAGCUGGGAGCCGGGGGCUACGGCGUUGUGUGCGAGGGGAAGGACAAGCACACUGCCAUCUCGUACGCAGUCAAGCUUAUCCAGAAGACGAGACUAACCAACAUGGAGAAGCUUGAGAAGGAGAUCCGCAUCAUGACUAAGCUCGACCACCCCAACGUCGUCAAACUGUUCCAGACCUUCCAGGACAGCCGCUACGUCUACCUGGUGAUGGAGAUGUGCCAGGGCGGCGAACUGUUCGACAGGAUCAUCGAGGAGAAACACUUCACCGAGAAAGACGCGGCGACCGUGAUGCAGCAGGUGUUCCGGGGCAUCCACUACACCCACGCCGUGGACAUCGUGCACAGAGAUCUGAAGCCCGAGAACCUGAUGUUGCUAAACAAGGGCCCGAUCAAGGGGAACACCGUGAAGGUGAUCGACUACGGCAUCGCCGCAGAGUGGAAGGGAGAGUUGUUGGUAUCAAAGAACGGCACAUUGGAUUACAUGGCCCCAGAGCUGAUCGACCUUCUGACUCACAGGUCGCAAGGCUACGGCAAGGAACUGGACGUGUGGAGCUGCGGCGUGAUCCUGCACGUCCUGCUCUCGGGCAUGCUGCCCUUCAAGGGGAAGAACGACCAGGAGACGCUCCAGAAGAUCUGCGCAGGGAAGUUGACUUGGAGAGGUUUCGACAAGUACAACAUUUCCAAAGAAGCAAGAGACCUCAUUGAGAAGUUGUUGACUGUCAAUAAGGAAAAACGCGCCACUAUGCAGCAGGCCCUCCGUCACACGUGGAUCGAGCACACGGCCCCGACGGCCAGAAGUGUCCCGCUGUCGGAGGUGGUCGUCAACCUCGAGAAUUUCACUCACGCGAACAAGCUUAAGAUGAAAGCUCUUGGUCUGGUUGCCAGACACAUUGACGAUGGGAGCCGCGCGCAAGCCCCGCCCGCGCGUGACAUUCGCGAUAGCGAGCGCUACUGUUCAGUUCGUGACAUUUCGAGGUACUAG
Messenger RNA from Prorocentrum cordatum, 1164 nucleotides. The record is from the annotation of a GenBank genome assembly. Lineage: Eukaryota; Dinophyceae; Prorocentrales; Prorocentraceae.